CAACACCAGCCCACUGGUCGUACGUUUUCACCGCUGAACGUGCAUGUGCUGUGGAAAUUGCAGCAGAGUUUAACUUCCCGGGAGAAGGCCCGCGGACAGGAAACACUAAACGCUUGAAAUAAGCAUUUUUCCUGGCCAAGCUUUCGCAGAGACGAGCGUGAUGUAAUGGGAUCCCGGUCUUCUGGUAUGUUUACUUUGCUCUACCUCCAACUAUAGCCCAGCCUCCAUCUACCCGUAUGCUUCCUUACCGAGCCGCCGCUUAUAGGUCUUCUUGGUUUCUCCGGCUUUAAUACCAAUCUUGACCAAGGCACAUAAGGCACAACAUUUCAGAUCACUUGGGCGGUUCAACUUGUGCUAAGGAUUGUACCGCCCUCUGCUCAUACGGCCAUAACUAACCACUGUAGUGACAUCUUGCUUUUACGAGCUUAAUCAUGUCAAGUCCAAACGAGAAAGGCCGUCGGGGCCCUCCCGUCUCAUACGACGGCAAACAACAUGCCAACGUGGAUUUUCUCGCGGCGACCGGCUCAAGGCAGCAGAUACCAACCCCUCCCAUUCCUUUACUUCCUCCUGCCAGACGGUACUCUAACGGCGAUAGCCAGCAUUUUGGCAAUUCAAACAAAUUUUAUCAACCCUACCGUCCAAUGUCUGCCCAUGAGCCAGCGAGACCUCCCCAUGAUUGGGCGGGCCAUGGUCGAUCUGCGGGCUCAGAGUACCAUAAUCCAGUAGUGUGGCCGCAAUUUGGUGCAGAAGAUUCUCCGCGGGCCAUGCAGAACGAGUCUUCUACUUUUCCUACAUUAGAUGGAGCUAUCGGCCGAACAUCAGUUCCUGGCCCGCGAGCAUUUCGACUGAGCAAUGAGGCAAGACCAAGGGACUCCAUCAGAAGUCACCAAUUACCAAGUGAUGCCUCACCGCAACGCGAGAACUGGAGACAUACAGACGACUCAGCACGUACCCUUUUGCGAAGUCGGCGUAACUCCAUCGGUACGGCAGAUUUGCACUACGGUGAGAACAGGUCUUCUGGAAACAGAUCCUCUCAUGGCCCAAUGUCGCCUGGCCAAGACUUCUCACAAGCCGAUGGUGUUAUGUCACCUUAUUCAAGCAGUCCUAGUCGGACACAUCUAGAUCACCAGACCCAUGACGAUGUUGUCGACGCGAUACAUAAAGCAAGAGCGUUCAAGCCCUUCAGAACUUCCCAGGCGACUACACUUCGGUCACAAUCGUAUGAUCCGGCCUACGAUAUGACUCCUCCUGGCGGAGACUCGGGAACUCGGUAUAGUCCAAUUCGACAGGGGUUAGAAGCAGAUCAACCAGCAGAGUCGCCCGAGCGGAAAGAAAAGAAGACUACCAAAGGCAGUCCUGAUGGGCCUGAUCUUAUCUUUAUACACGAGUUUGCGUUCGUGUUUAUGAUUGCAGCUGCGCAGGCGCUUAUGCUCUCGGGUGUCGCACAAGCUCUCAUACCAGCAAGCGUCAUCGGCCAAUCAUUUGGUUUGACUAGGCCCGCUGAUUGGGCAUGGUUUUCAGCAUCAUAUGCUCUUACAUCCGGCACCUUCGUUCUCCCGGCCGGGCGGCUGGGUGAUCUAUUCGGUCACAAGAAUGUGUUUAUCAUUGGCUUCUUCUGGUUCGCACUCUUCAGCUUCCUUGUGGGCUUUGCGCCACUGAUUCAGGAGGUCGGUGGGAACAGCGUCAUAUUCUUCAACGUCUGCCGCGGCCUCCAAGGCAUAGGCCCUGCCCUGCAAGUCCCCAACGGACAGGCUAUGCUCGGCCGCGCUUAUAGUCCAGGACCACGCAAAGCUCUAGUUAUGUGUCUCUUCGGGGCCUCCGCGCCGUUUGGAUUCGUUGCCGGUGGGGCCAUGGCCUCUUUAUGUGCCCAGACUUUGACUUGGCCGUGGGCAUUCUGGAUCCUGGCAGCUGUCUGUUUCGCCUUUGGUACCAUCGGAGUUCUAGUUAUUCCUCCCUUCCCAGUCGGCAAGAGAGAUAAGAGUGAAGGUCUCUGGGUUCAACUCGACAUCCCCGGUGUCCUUCUAGGCAUAUCUGGUCUCGUUCUCUUCAACUUUGUGUGGAACCAGGCCGUGCAUGUUGGCUGGAACACCCCGUACACGUACUUCCUUCUGAUCAUCUCUUUGAUAUUAAUCGUGGCUUUCGUUUACGUCGAGCGACGUACCAAGUACCCACUCGUCCCUAUCUCGGCCAUGCAUUUCCAGACGAACUACGUACUGGCAUGCACGGCGGCUGGAUGGGGCAGCUUCUCCAUCUGGGUGUUCUACCAAUUCCAAUUUCUUGAGAUCCUGCGCGGUUGGUCACCUCUGCUGGCAGCCGCGUCCAACGCCCCCGGCCCUUUCGCCGGUCUCAUCGCUUCUCUCUUCGUUGCGCGCUACAUGAUGAGAAUCGGACCGCACUGGAUCAUGCUCUUCUCCAUGAUCGCCUUCUUUGGCGGCAGCGUCCUUAUGGCCACCGCGCCCGUGGGCCAGAUUUACUGGCUGAACACCUUGUUCUCAGUCCUCCUGAUGCCUUUUGGUAUGGACAUGAGCUCACCCGCAGGGAUCAUCAUUCUGAGCAAUGCAGUCUCCAAGAAGCACCAAGGCAUAGCGGCGAGCCUCGUAGUCACCGUGAUGAACUAUAGCAUCAGCACAGCGUUGGGGUUUGCAGCGACGGUCGAGACGCAUGUCAACAAAGAAGGCACCGACGUGCUGGCUGGGUUCCGGGGAGCGCAGUACCUAGGAGUGGGUUUCGGUGGGUUGGGAUGCAUCAUCGCGUUUGCCUUCGCGGUGUCGACUGUUAUGAGGCAGCGAGCGAAGGUCGAGUCGGCACGGGAAGAGCAGGCCGGAAAUUUCCAAUCUCGGUAAUACACGAGAGAAUUCUGUGUAGGUGCUAUCGAACUAGGAAAAUAAAAUCACACCUGCCCCACGUCAGUGUUGGCAAACAUUUCUUGGAAGCUGUAAUCCUU
Truncatella angustata is the source of this 2944-nucleotide messenger RNA. Its product is annotated as major facilitator superfamily domain-containing protein. Gene Ontology annotation, molecular function: transmembrane transporter activity. The record is from RefSeq and is a predicted model, not a curated record. Gene Ontology annotation, cellular component: membrane. The coding region runs from base 432 to 2843 and encodes 803 amino acids. NCBI's taxonomy places the organism in Eukaryota, Fungi, Ascomycota, Sordariomycetes, Amphisphaeriales, Sporocadaceae. The transcript has 2 exons. Gene Ontology annotation, biological process: transmembrane transport.